AUGGCAGCUUUAUCCUUGGGCAAUAAUGAGGAGACUACAAGCAUAUGUAUCCUUGAUUGGGUGAUGGCAGCAACAUCAGCAUUCCAAUUCGCAUCUUGGCAGACACAUCAAAGUGUGGUUUGGCAUAUCGGAGGCAAGGCAUGUUUGCGGAUACCAUGCUUUCAAAUGGAUGGCAUAUUGGAGCUAUGGCUUUAUAUUGGUCCUUUGCAUCCUCGACACAGUACUCGCACAAGAGCAUUACAACUUCAAACAUACAUGGAUCGUAUGGCGUUACAUCAGCAUUUACAUUUAAAGUCUGGAUUUUCUCUACAAUGUCAUGGCGAUCCAAAACUUGGCGGUGGUCCGGUCUAUGGCCCUUUUCAAAUCAUUUGUGGCUUGAUGCAUGCUUAUGGACAACAUUAUGAAAACACAAAUCACAUUGUCCACAUGGUCGACGCUGCAACCAAAGUCAACAACUCCAAAAUCGGCUAUGAAAAACAUGCAAUCAUUAAAUGCCCUUAUCAUGCAACAACGGUUCUGGUGAUCGAUUCUGGAUUUCCUAUGCACAACAAUUGCACGAUUCCACAUCUCAAAUCAAAUCAACAAAAGGCUCUCUUUUCUCUCUUACGCGCAUACACUCUCAUCAAUUAUUCAAUCAGCGCGACAUCAAACACAAAUCACAAACAUCAAAACAUUAUAGAACAAACAAGCCGAGACAAAAAGGUCCAUGGCAUCAAGACCAAUCUCGGGGAUAUGUAUCGGUUUGUCAUUCAAGGUCACAGGGCACCGUGCGGCCACCGAUUAAGAGUCGCCUGGCCGUUGGGUGCCGUGCUGAAUCGGUUCGACAAUCCCGACAUCACUCAAGUUGGCAUUCAACCUCAUCAAAUCCGAAAGAGCCUGAAAAAGAAGUACGUACAUGGAUAUCAACAUUAUCAAUGGAUACCAAAGUCUCAUCAAUGGCUUGUAGAAAUCAACAUACAAGAAAAACAAGAAAACGUGGGACUUGCAAGAACUGUGCUGGGAAGGCUGGGAUCACGCUGGUGCCGGUGUUGGACCCGAAUCGCUUUAGGCUACCACAAGCAAAAGAAUACUGAGAAUCAUAUAUGA
Molecule: messenger RNA, 1086 nt
Organism: Lichtheimia ornata
Lineage: Eukaryota; Fungi; Mucoromycota; Mucoromycetes; Mucorales; Lichtheimiaceae
Exons: 3
Coding region: 1-1086 (361 amino acids)
Source: RefSeq, a predicted model, not a curated record